This is a messenger RNA of Miniopterus natalensis, 6068 nucleotides long. The record is from RefSeq and is a predicted model, not a curated record. Lineage: Eukaryota; Metazoa; Chordata; Mammalia; Chiroptera; Miniopteridae.
UCAGUCUCAUCCUGGAGUCUGGACUUCAGUUCUCUUCCCAAAGCACUACAUUGUCAUCUCUCUCAGUUGCUUCUUUUCUUUCUUUCAGUUUGGGUUGUGUUUUAAGGAUGUUUCUAAAGUGUUGGGGUCUUUUCAUUCUGUCCUUAUAGUGCCAGAACCUACUAAGACCUGUUCCAGUCAGCCCCAGCCUGCCGGUACCGGGACCAGUACUUCCACCAGCACUCUCUCCAGCAGCAGCAAUGGCAAGCGCGCACCUGCCGGCGGCCAGCAGCCAGCUGCAUCCCGCUACCUGCCUCGCGAGGUGCCUCCACGCUUCCGCCAGCAAGAACAGAAGCAGCUACUGAAGAGAGGCCAGCCACUGCCCACAGGGGCUCUGACUAGUGCGAGCCCAACACAGGGCGCCGGGACUGCAGGGGCGAGCCCUCCUCCCCUCCCUGCAGCCAGCGUGCAGCAGCCCAGUAAGCUCCAGCCAGAUCUCAGUCACAGUGGAUUGGCAGAGCAUUAUGAAAGUGCCCACUGGGGACAGCAGCCCACUUUCAGGAGUGAAGCCAGCGGCAGCUGGGACAAAGUGAUAAUAGACAGGACUGAUAAGGAGGCGUGGCCGUCCAUCCCAGGAACAGAGACGGAAUCGGCCUCAGAAUGCACCACAGACACUGACUCUGCCUCCAACUGCGGCUCUGAGAACAGUAGCAUGGCUACAGGGAGCGCCCCAGGCGGCUUCACAGGACACACCAAGAAGACCAAUGGCAAUAACAGCACCAACGGCGCACUCAUCCAAAGCCCUCCAAAUCCGAGUGCCCUUGGAGCAGGGGGCGCCAAUGGCAAUGGCAGUGCAGCCAGGGGGUGGGGUGUAGCCACGGGCUCUAGCUCCGGCCUUGCUCGCUGCUCUCUUGGCGGGGAUGGGAAGAUGGACAUGAUUGGAGAUGGGCGAGGUCAGAAUUGCUGGGGCGCUUCCAACUCCAACGCUGGCAUUAACCUCAACCUUAAUCCGAAUGCCAACCCCGCUGCCUGGCCUGUCCUUGGACAUGAAGGAACUGUGGCCGCAGGCAACCCCUCCAGUAUUUGCAGCCCAGUCAGUGCCAUAGGCCACAGCAUGGGCAGCCAGAACGGGGACCCGGCGGGCACUUUGGGUGCUUGGGGAAGCUUGCUGCCGCAGGAGAGCACAGAGCCACAGGUGUCCACUCCUCAGAAUGUGUCUUUCAGCGCACAACCUCAGAACCUUAACACUGAUGGACCAAAUGACACUAACCCCACGGACUCCUCACCAAACCCUGUCAGUGCAGUGCAGACCAACGGACUGCCAAACUGGGGCAUGGCUGUGGGCAUGGGGGCCGCCAUCCCACCCCACCUGCAAGGCCUUCCUGGUGCUAACGGAUCAGUCUCUCAAGUCAGCGGGGGCGGUGGCGAAGGAAUCGGCAACUCUGUGUGGGGACUGUCCCCAGCUAACCCUACUACAGGAAAUAGCAAUUCUGGGUUCAAUCAGGGGAAUGGAGACACUGUGAACUCAGCAUUAAGUGCUAAACAAAACGGAUCCAGCAGUGCUGGGCAAAAGGAAGGGACUGGAGGGACCGCCUGGGAUUCGGGGCCUCCUGCUGGCCCUGGGAUCCUCGCUUGGGGGAGGGGCCGCGGCAACAACAGCCUCGGGAAUAUCCAUUCGGGAGCGUGGGGCCACUCCAGCCGAAGCACCACAAAUGGUGUGAAUGGGGAGUGGGGAAAGCCCCCAAACCAGCAUUCCAGUGGUGACGUCAAUGGGAAAGGAUCAACAGGGUGGGACGGUCCCAGUGUCGGCAGCCAGAGCCCGGCUGUGCAGCCUGGCAGUGAGCAUGUGAGCACGUGGGCCAAGGCAGCCUCUUCUGGCACCACAGCGAGUGAAGGCAGCAGCGAGGGCUCUGGCGGCCACAAUGAAGGAGGCGCCGGGAGGGAAGGGGCUGAGGGCCGGAGGCGAGAUAAAGGGGUCCUAGACCCAGGGCACAUACAGUUGCCAAGGAACGACCUUGACCCGCGAGUUCUGUCGAAUACUGGCUGGGGACAGACUCCAGUAAAGCAAAACACUGCCUGGGAAUUCGAAGAGUCCCCGAGGUCUGAGCGAAAAAAUGACAAUGGGACAGAGGCCUGGGGCUGUGCAGCUCCUCAGCCUUCACACUCAGGGGGUAAGAACAAUGGGUCCAUCGUGAACAGUGCAAAUACCUCGUCAGUGUCCGGGUGGGUCAGCUCGCCCCCUGCUGCUGGGCCAGCAAACACAGGCUGGGGGGACAGCAGCAACAGAGCGCAAAAUGGCCCUGGGGUUUGGGGGGACUCGAUAAGCUCUACUGCUGUCCCGAAUGCUGCUGCCGCCAAGAGUGGCCACGCUUGGAGUGGGACCGCAGGUCAGGAGGACCGAUCACCCAGCUGGGGUGAGCCUCCAAAGCCCAAAUCCCAAAACUGGGGAGACGGACAGAAAUCGAGCCCAGCCUGGAGUGCAGGAGGGGGAGACUGGGCCGAUUCCUCCACCGUCCUUGGCCAUUUGGGGGAUGGGAAAAAAAAUGGCCCUGGAUGGGAUGCUGACAGUAACCGUUCAGGGUCCGGCUGGAGCGAGGCUACACGGUCUGGGACCAGUGGCUGGGGCAACGGCACAAACACCAAGGUGAAUCCAGGGACGAACUGGGGAGAGUCGUUGAAACCUGGCCCCCAGCAGAGCUGGGUGAGCAAACCCCAAGACAGCAGCGUGAGUAACUGGGGAGGGGCCGCCUCCGUCAAGCAGACCGGAACUGGGUGGAUCGGGGGGCCCGUCCCUGUCAAACAGAAGGACGGCGCUGAGGCCACGGGCUGGGAAGAGCCUUCUCCGCCCUCCAUUCGACGCAAAAUGGAAAUCGAUGAUGGUACCUCAGCUUGGGGCGACCCGAGCAACUACAACAACAAGGCCGUAAACAUGUGGGACAGGAACAACCCAGGCCUCCAGGGUGGCGCCACGGCGGCCGAUUUAAUGUUUCCCUCUCACUUUCUACUGAAAGCCCCCCUGAAGGUAGAUCAUCUGGAGGUUGUUUGGGAUUUGGAAUUACUGUUUCCCUCCCUGUUUCACAUGUUCUUUCUCUCCCCUGCGGCAUCCUUUUCAGUGUCGUCAGGCUGGGGAGACAUGCCUAACAUCCACUCAAAGGCUGAAAACUCGUGGGGAGACCCAUCCUCCCCGUCCACCCUGGUGGAUAACGGCACGGCAGCGUGGGGCAAGCCCCCCAGCAGCGGCAGCGGAUGGGGAGAGCAGCCCGGGGAGCCGGCAGUGGCGUUUGGGAGAGCUGGCGUGCCCGCCACCGCCCCAGCCCUGUGCAAACCAGCUUCAAAAUCUAUGCAAGAAGGCUGGGGCAGCGGUGGGGACGACCUGACCCUCGGCCCCGGUCAGUGGGAAGACGAAGAGGGAGGCAUGUGGAGCAAUGCUGCCUCCCAGGAAGGCACCUCCUCCUGCAGCUCCUGGGGGAGCGCCCCCAAGAAAGGGCUCCAAAAGGGCAUGAAAACCUCUGGCAAGCAGGACGAGGCCUGGAUCAUGAACCGGCUCAUCAAGCAACUCACGGACAUGGGCUUCCCGAGAGAGCCAGCUGAAGAGGCCUUGAAGAGUCACAACAUGAGUCUCGAUCAGGCCAUGAGUGCUCUGCUGGAAAAGAAGCUGGACGUGGACAAGCGUGGACUGGGGGUGACUGACUACAGUGGAACGGUCACCAAACCCCUCGGCUGCCGCCCACCAAUCUCCAAAGAGUCUUCCGUGGACCGCCCCACCUUUCUUGACAAGGACGGCGGCCUUGUGGAAGAGCCCACGACUUCACCAUUUUUGCCUUCGCCAAGCCUGAAGCCCCCCCUUUCAAACAGCGCACUCCCCAAUCAGGCCCUGGGCGGGAGCGCCUCGGGGCUGGGCGUGCAAAGCUUGAAUUCUCGGCAGAUCCCGAGCGGCAGCCUGGGUGUGUUCGGCAGCAGUGGAGCAGCACAAGCCAGGACCCUGCAGCAGCCGCCGCCGCCCGCGCCGCUGACCCCCUCCCAGCCCAGUCUCCGUGCGCAAGUGCCUCAGUUUCUAUCCCCUCAGGUUCAAGCACAGCUUUUGCAGUUUGCAGCAAAAAACAUUGGUCUCAACCCUGCACUAUUAACCUCGCCAAUUAACCCUCAGCAUAUGACGAUGUUGAACCAGCUCUAUCAGCUGCAGCUGGCGUACCAACGUUUACAAAUCCAGCAGCAGAUGCUACAGGCCCAGCGGAACGUGUCCGGCCCCAUGAGACAGCAGGAGCAGCAAGUCGCGCGCACAAUCACUAACCUGCAGCAGCAGAUCCAGCAGCAGCAGCGCCAGCUGGCCCAGGCCCUGCUCGUGAAGCCCCCACCGCCCCCGCCGCACCUGUCUCUGCACCCAUCUGCAGGCAAAUCGGCCAUGGACAGCUUCCCCCCGCACCCCCAGGCCACCGGCCUGCCUGACCUGCAGACCAAAGAGCAGCAGUCUUCACCCAACACCUUUGCUCCUUACCCUCUCGCUGGACUGAACCCAAACAUGAAUGUCAGCAGCAUGGACAUGACUGGCGGUCUGGCGGUGAAGGACCCGUCUCAGUCCCAGUCGCGCCUCCCUCAGUGGACACACCCCAACCCAAUGGAUAACGUACCCGGUGCUGCUUCUCCUCUCGACCAGAACCCCGGCAAGCACGGUGCUAUCCCUGGAGGUCUGGGCAUUGGGCCUCCAGCCAAGUCCUCCAUUGACGACUCCUAUGGCCGGUACGACUUGAUUCAGAACAGCGAGUCACCAGCCAGUCCUCCAGUAGCCGUCCCCCAUAGCUGGUCGCGUGCCAAAUCUGACAGUGAUAAAAUCUCAAACGGCUCCAGCAUCAACUGGCCCCCAGAAUUUCACCCUGGAGUUCCGUGGAAAGGACUUCAGAACAUAGACCCCGAGAAUGACCCUGACGUCACUCCUGGAAGUGUCCCCACUGGGCCCACCAUCAACACCACCAUACAGGACGUCAACCGCUACCUCCUCAAGAGCGGAGGUAAACUGUCAGACAUGAAAUCGACCUGGUCCUCUGGCCCCGCCUCCCACACGCAAGCCUCUCUGUCUCAUGAGCUGUGGAAGGUGCCCAGAAACACUACUGCACCCACGAGGCCACCUCCGGGGCUCACCAAUCCCAAGCCUUCCUCCACCUGGGGAGCCAGCCCCCUUGGCUGGACCAGCUCUUACUCCUCCGGUUCUGCUUGGAGCACUGACACCUCAGGAAGGACCAGCAGCUGGCUCGUUCUCCGCAACCUCACGCCCCAGAUCGAUGGCUCCACCCUCCGGACGCUGUGCUUGCAGCACGGGCCGCUCGUCACCUUCCACCUGAACCUGACUCAAGGCAACGCCGUGGUCCGGUACAGCUCCAAGGAGGAGGCCGCCAAGGCCCAGAAGUCCCUGCACAUGUGUGUUCUGGGAAACACUACCAUCUUGGCCGAGUUUGCUGGCGAGGAAGAAGUGAACCGCUUCUUAGCCCAGGGCCAAGCGCUGCCGCCCACCUCCAGCUGGCAGUCCAGCACCGGGACCAGCCAGACGAGGCUGGGCGCCUCGGGCAGCUCCCACGGCCUGGUGCGGAGCGACGCCGGCCACUGGAACGCCCCGUGCCUGGCAGGCAAAGGGAGCAGCGACCUGCUGUGGGGCGGGGUCCCCCAGUACUCGAGCAGCCUGUGGGGCCCGCCCAGCAGCGACGACGGCAGGGUGAUCGGAAGCCCCACCCCGCUGAACACUCUGCUUCCCGGCGACCUUCUUAGUGGGGAGUCCAUCUAGGACCAAGGGGACCUGUGGGCACCACAAUCAUCAGCACUAGGAAGAAAACGCUGACCCUUUCCAGUCCGGGCUCGCUGAGGACCCUGCUUGGCCCGAGCAGCCCGGCAGCCCUUUCAAGUACCUCUGUCCAGUACUGAAGACGAACCCUCGCCACAGCCCUUGCGAACUGUUCCCAGGACAGUGCGGGCUGCGCGUGGUCAGUGUCACAUGCUAAUGACAGGAUGUUUCUCAUAGCUUUUUAUUUUGUGUCGUCUUAUGUUUGUAUGGUGUGUUGUUAUUUUGAUUUUUUAAGUAUAAAAGCUGCUUAGAAUAGUUC